This is a messenger RNA of Camelina sativa (false flax), 732 nucleotides long. Lineage: Eukaryota; Viridiplantae; Streptophyta; Magnoliopsida; Brassicales; Brassicaceae. The record is from RefSeq and is a predicted model, not a curated record.
AUGCCCUUCGGCUUAAAAAAUGCGGGAGCAACGUAUCAACGACUCGUCAACAAGAUGUUCGCCGAGCAACUCGGCAGGACUAUGGAAGUUUACAUAGACGAUAUGCUCGUCAAGUCGCAGCGCGCAAGCGACCAUAUCACUCAUCUGCGACAGUGCUUUGAUACUCUGAACAAGUAUGGAAUGAAGCUAAAUCCGGCCAAAUGCACAUUCGUAGUCAAAUCAGGGGAGUUUCUCGGAUACUUGGUAACUAGGCGAGGUAUUGAAGCAAACCCAAAGCAAAUCAAGGCGACCAUUGACUUACCGUUGCCAAGGAACGCUAGAGAAGUGGCGAAUCAAGUUGAGGAAAUCAACGCGAGGUACCCACAAGGGAACGGACAAGCUGAGGCAACAAUCAAAACUAUACUCGACGGCUUGAAGAAAAGGUUGGACGCCAAGAAAGGUGCCUGGGCCGACGAGCUUGACGGAGUGCUCUGGUCCUACCGCACAACCCCGAGGCAAGCAACUAACCAAACUCCGUUCUCCCUAGCUUACGGAAUGGAAGCAAUGGCACCCGCCCAAGUCGGCAGUACGAGUCUCCGACGAACAAUGCUCGUCCAAGACACCGCACUCAAGAAUCAGAUGCUCCUGGAUAGACUCGACGAAUUGGAAGAGGAACACUAUAAGGCACUUAUGCGAAUCCAUAAUUAUCAGCUCGCCGCAGCCAAGUACUACAACAAGAAAGUCCAUAAUUGA